CCUACAACUGCCACAGGUACGGUUACUGAUUAAUUUGACUCCAAAAGUUUGACAAGACUCACCGCACCCAGUGGUGUUCUGCCAGCUCCAUUUCAAAUGUGCACUAAGUGCUCCCUGAGAGAAAAGAGUUUUCUACCGGUUGAACUGAACUGGAAGUUUUCUGCUCUUUGAACUGAGUGACUUCCUUAUUUAAGCUGGAAAUAUACAGGCUAAGUUCAUUGUCAUGGCACCUGGAACUGCCGGUGAGAAAUUGUCCUCAACUUUUUAAUUGCUCUUGUGUCAGAACAUCAGCUCAAAGAUACGAGAAUGUCCAGACAUCCAAACAUUUGAAGCACUGAAGAGAGAGAUGUUGGAAAAUCACAUCUGAUCCGAUCAGUUUCUGUUGAAGGCUGGAGCGGCAACAAUAACCGAAAAUGACUCAUGAGGGACAAGAAAAUCAGGGGACGGGACUGAAGGACGUUUUUGACAUAUUAGUUAAGGAGUCUCCAGAGCGACUGCUGAGCCUGACAAUCCAGUUGGGUGAGUCUCCGGAGGAUAAUAUCAUAAACGCCUUGUGUCUGAUCAUUCUCCAAAGAGAGGCACAGGCCCUGAACAAGCUCCAGAUGCUGAAGGACAACUACCUCGCAAACCAUCUGGCUGAAAGGUGGAAAAUGAGUGGAGGUAAACUGGGAGAUUUUGCAGUUCAGUGUGGUCAUUUUCAAGAGUUUACAGGAGAAUCUUUGACAUUGUUAGCGCGAAUUUUUAAAGUUUUGUCUGAGCGCAGGCUGUGUGAUCCACUUCUGAGAAAUCUGGCAUAUCAGAAAGCCCUUUCCUCUGACAGCCAAAAAACAAGCAGUAUUGAGGAUCUGGAAUAUGAUCAACUCAGAGAAGAAGCUAAAGUUGUGUGUGGGCCUCAGUUUGAAGAGUGGAGCUGCUCCUCAAGAGACCUCAAGUCAGGAUCUCAUCAUGAAACUCACAGAAGCCUGGAUGAAGGCAAGACAACUUUAAAAAUCCCUGAUAAGUCAGGGAGAGUUCAUAGUCUUCCCAGCGCUCUGCAGUCGAGCUCCUCAAUGCCCUCAUACCCUACUCAUCUAGAGAUAAGUAUACCUCCAACAGCAUCAUUUCAAGGGGACAAAAUAUCUCCAGAAACAUCAGAUAAAUCCAAACCAAACAGUUGUGUCCUCCUUGCACCUGGGCAGUCUCCAUCCUCGGAGGAGUCUCAGCCUAAAUCCAAUGAACCUACUCUGCUUGAAGCAAAGGUAGAUGCAGCAGAGUGCAAGAAGGAUGGUCAUGUUGCUCAGAAUGAAACUCCAAGCCAAAACAUCAAACCAAGCUCUGAACCAAAAUUUGCACUACCUACUGCAACAAAUAGUUUUGUGCCCAAGGUAUCCAUUCCCAAUGAAAUCCAUGAAAGUAAAGGCACAGAAGAAGAGACGUUUUACGCAUUUGUAAUCAUGCAUGCAGCAGAAGAUGCAGAUAUGGCUGAGAGCAUGAGAGAAAAACUGGAAAGGGUCACUGGUUAUCAAGGUGCAACUUUCUGUGACGACUUUGCCAUCCCCGGAAAGAGCACUCUGAGGUGUGUGGAGGAUGCUAUCAACAGCUCAGCCUAUACUAUCCUGCUGCUUACCCGCAACUUCAACACCCGCAUGGAGGAGAUGAAGACAGACUCUGCCCUUAUCAACUCCAUAACCAAGAAACACAAGUACAACACUGUGAUCCCUCUGCUGCCACAGGAGAACGCCAUGCCGAAGCAGAGCCUGCCUUUGGUUCUGCAGACGAUGAAUCCACUAGACGAGAGCAGGAAUUUUGAGAAAAAAAUAAAAAUGUUUUUGCGUCCAGCAAAGAUUGAAGAACAAAAGAGAAUCUGGGCUGAGGAGCAGAGAAUGAAAAGUCAGGUCGAGAGACAGGACGAACUAAAGCGGUUAAACCAGAGAACAAAGGAGUUGAUCCAAGAGUGUAAAAAAACACAGUCGCUGGAGAGAGAGAGCCUGGACCUUUUAAUGACACAAAAACUUGUUCUCAAUCCCAAUAUGCCACCAGGACAGGAAGGUGGUGACGGCAGAUCUAUGUGGCAACAACAGCCACAAAACAUUCAUAUUGAAAAUGCUAAAUACAUAAUGAUUGGUAAUGACUCUCAAAUGACGGUAGAUUACUGUGGAGCUACAAACAAAGAUGAUUCACUUUACUCAGAUGAGGAGCAAUAAAACUUACAGAUGAAAUUUUUUUAAAAUGACUUAUUUAGGGGUUAAUUUCUAUAUAAUGUUAUAUAGAAAUAAUGUUUUCCAAACAGACAUCACAGCUGUAAGAAACACUAUGGGGUCUUCACUGCAAUUUUUUCCAUAGUAUUUCAACCUGUUGGCCACUUAAAUGAUUUGCUAUAAAGAGAAGGUAUACAGAGCAGACCAGGGAACCCUUUAGAUGCAUAUUAAGCUGAGGACUGCCAUCUACUGACCGUGUGUGUCAGAUAUACUUUCUGACCUCUUCAGCUGUAGAAACCCAGCAUGGGCACUAGGGUGCGAUGCUGCUACACAUUCCUCAUUACUCCUCAUUGCACAUUUCACAGGAUCCUCUGAAGUGCAAUGUCAUCACUGUUCUGGUCUCACAGAGCUAAAAGAGAUUGAAUGAAAUGUGAAUUUUAAGAUAUACCAUUGAGUGUAUGUUUCAGCUAUUCAGCUACUGAUCAGUGAUCAGUUUAAGUUUUUAGUAGUUGAAACCAUCUCCAAAAUAUUAUCUUCUGUGACAACACGCGUUUAUGUCUGUGGGAUAUGAACAUCACUGGUUGCCAAUGAAAUUAUAAAAUGAUCUGUAAGAUUAUACUGAUCAAUUCAGAUUCAUGCUUAACUAAAACCUACCCACCUUGAGAUAAACUGUACCCUGAGUAUCCCAGGCAGGUUGCUUUUAAUGGUCCACACUGAAAAUGAGGAUAAGGAAUGAAAUAAACUACAUGAGGAGAUCAGGCGAAUGUCUUUAGUGCCUUCUUGAAAAACUUAAUUUUUCCGGUGUCUUUUUGAAUCUUUGUCGAUUGUUUUCUUCUUCCUCUUGUACCUCUUCUUUUACUGUUAUCUAUUCAUUUUUGGAGAAUUUUUAGGAGAAUGAUAUAGUGAGUGAUGGAAUUUUUCAGAUGGCUGCCGAUGCAUCUCUGCGAUGUGAACAACAGAACUUGUUUUCUGUUCAGUCUUUUCAAAUUCUGUUACUGAUUAUUUAAGCCAUAAUCAACAAUGGACGAAAUAUUCAAACCCUUCACCUCAGCAAUAUCUCUGUCGGAAAAUACUCCAUUAUAAAUAAAA
Molecule: messenger RNA, 3266 nt
Organism: Toxotes jaculatrix (banded archerfish)
Lineage: Eukaryota; Metazoa; Chordata; Actinopteri; Toxotidae
Gene: ticam1
Product: toll-like receptor adaptor molecule 1
Exons: 2
Coding region: 414-2183 (589 amino acids)
Biological process (GO): TRIF-dependent toll-like receptor signaling pathway; lipopolysaccharide-mediated signaling pathway; positive regulation of cytokine production involved in inflammatory response
Molecular function (GO): protein kinase binding
Source: RefSeq, a predicted model, not a curated record